UUUGCAACAAAAGUUUUGUAAAUAUUAUUCUUCAUUCCUACAUUAUAUAUAUUUGUUCUACAAUAACAAUAUAGUAUAACAUCUCAAAGCAUAUAAUAUAAUUACAGAUAAUAACAAUAUAGGUAGUACUAUAUAUUUAGCAGCCAAAAAUGAGGCUGUCUAUGAAGUCAUUAGUGCUACCAUAUGAUCUUCCUAUGUCUUCAGGCACACCUUACGUGCCCGUGCCUGUGCCUGUGCCUGGCCAUCAGCAAUGCAGUAUUACUAAACGCACUCAGGAGCUCACUUUCCAGUCUCAGCAGUCUAUCAAUCGUCAGUCUCUUAACCAAACUAAGCUUACUCCUGUGGUUCGGCAGUCUCGGGCUGCAAACCGCUGGAAGGAGUACAUGGGGGUUAGGGAUUGGGAUGGAUUACUUGAUCCACUCGACGAUCAUCUCCGUGAUGAGAUUCUCCGAUACGGGUCUUUUAUUGAGGCUACCUAUAGGGGGUUUGAGUUUAACCCUCACUCUUCUUCCUAUGGGUCAUCCAAGUAUAAGAAGAAGUCCUUUUUUGAGCAGUGUGGGCUGCCUACCCCCGGGUACAGACUAACACGGCACCUCCGUGCUACGUCGGGGAUCCAAGUACCCGGGUGGGCUAGCUCCAGCUGGUCUCCGAUGCAGACCAGCUGGAUUGGGUACGUGGCGGUCUGUACCAACAAGGCGAUGAUCAAACAACUUGGACGCCGGGAGGUUGUUAUCGCCUUGCGUGGGACCGCCACGUGCCUUGAGUGGCUCGAGAACCUACGAGCCACUCUUGCCCCGGUACCAGGGCCCAUAUCGGUAGAGAAUGACAAUGUGGGCCCGUGGAAUGUGGACAGCCCCCCUAUGGUGGAGAGUGGGUUCCUGAGCCUAUACACUUCGGGGAACGACAUGUGGCCCAGCCUACAGGACGCAAUAAGAAUAGAGAUAGGCCGGAUCCUUGAUCUUUAUCAAGACAAGGAGCCUCUUAGUAUCACCAUCACCGGCCACAGCCUUGGUGCUGCCCUGGCUACGUUGGCAGCCUAUGACAUCAAGACCACGUUCGACCGGGCCCCGCUUGUGACCGUGAUAUCUUUUGGCGGGCCGAGAGUGGGAAACCAAAGCUUCCGUUCCCUUGUAGACAAACAAGGGACAAAAAUACUAAGGGUGGUCAACCCCAGUGAUCUCAUCACCAAACUCCCCGGGUUUGUAACUGAUAAUAAUGAAGAUUUUGUCAACAUAGAUACUAGUCCAAGUGCUACUAAAAAAAUUGGGAUAAAAAAUAGUCCUCGUACUAGUCAUAACAAUAACAAUAAAAAUAACAAUAGGAGUAACCGUCCUGGUACAAUUACAAGUGUUAGUGAUAGUACCCGUUUUGGUAAAAUAUUAAGUAGCCAUUUCGGUAAAGGUAAAAUAAAAAGUAGUAGCAAGAGUCGUUUGGGUGUAACUAAAAGUGGCUCGAGCAAAAUGAAGCUAAUGGGAAAUAUAUUGAUGAAUUGGGUGCAACAAUUUAGGGUGGAUGACACACGGUGGUGGGUGUACGCCGAGGUGGGUCGAGAACUGAGGUUGGAGAACAGAGAAUCAGCAGAACAACUACUGCAAUACUAUUUGAGCAACAUGGAUGUUGCAAAAUGCCAUGACCUAAAAACUUAUCUAAACUUGGUGGAAGAUUGUCCACUCAAAAACUUUGUAAGGAGGUCAUUGAACAAACUCACCCAGCGUUGUACUCGUAAUGCUCAUGAGAAAGACAACAACAUCAACAACAAUAGUGGUGUUCUUGCUUUGUAAAUUUACAUUUUUUACCCACAAUGUAUAAUUGUACAUACAUACUCAUAAUAACAACUACUCCGUAGUUUUUGAGCAUUCUACAUUGUAACAGUUUAAAUGGAAAUGUUAACCAAUUGCGCGCUCAAUUGAUAUACAUACUCCCUCUGUUCCAAAAUUUUACUCUACCCGUUUCUGAAUAUUUGUAACAGUUUGACUUGUACAGUAUUUAUACAUUA
Spinacia oleracea (spinach) is the source of this 1996-nucleotide messenger RNA. Its product is annotated as phospholipase A(1) DAD1, chloroplastic. Bases 150 to 1781 code for a protein of 543 amino acids. Gene Ontology annotation, biological process: lipid metabolic process. The record is from RefSeq and is a predicted model, not a curated record. Lineage: Eukaryota; Viridiplantae; Streptophyta; Magnoliopsida; Caryophyllales; Amaranthaceae. The transcript has a single exon. Gene Ontology annotation, molecular function: glycerophospholipase activity.